Hypanus sabinus (Atlantic stingray) is the source of this 4568-nucleotide messenger RNA. RefSeq names its product glutaredoxin 2 (gene glrx2). NCBI's taxonomy places the organism in Eukaryota, Metazoa, Chordata, Chondrichthyes, Myliobatiformes, Dasyatidae. The transcript is spliced from 3 exons. Bases 639 to 1028 code for a protein of 129 amino acids. The record is from RefSeq and is a predicted model, not a curated record.
AAAUAAUAAUAAUUGUAUGCCGUCUAUAUUCUUUAUAAAGGUUGAACCAGCGGUAGCUCAUGUCAGGAGAGUACAAUAUACGGUCACAGUGGUCAUUCCAAGAUAAUCAUUCUCCAAGUUUGGACUAGAAUUCACUCCGUGAUUUUAGUGUCUCACACUCGGAAUUUGUACGUUGUACAAAGAUGCACAAUGAAUUAUUACUGGUGUUUUGGUCCUUAAAUUGCCUGUCCUUGGCGCGUCACAAUCAGCUGACUUUUUAUUUUUUUAUUAGGCAACGCAGGCUCAAUGAGUGCCCACCUUUAGUAUUAAUUUACUGCUAAACAGUGUUUUAGCAGCUAGCUCAUAGUGGGCCGUUGGUGUCUACAUUACAAACAGCUACAUGAUGUAAGUGCCGGUCCUUUUUCGUUCCUCCUUCGAAAUCGAUAGAAACUGAACAAUUUCGGAGAGACUGUAAUGUUACAAGGAACUUCAUCCCAGAUCAACAUCUACUCAGCAGGUUAGAACUGAACAACGAGAAGAAUUAAAACACCAGCUCUCUUUCAUGAUGCGUAACUUAGUUAUUUGACCUUCAAGUUAUCUUCAAAGCACUCGGAAUUGACUGUUUUCUCUAAUUACAGCACCUGGACAGAUCUAACAACAUGGGAGGCCUGUUUUCCGGAUCACAAUCAUGCCAGGCGAAUACCGACGCCACUGCCUUCCAGAUAAUUUAUGAUGCAAUUACAACAAAUCAAGUUGUGAUCUUUUCCAAAACAACAUGCCCUUACUGUGAUAUUGUAAAGAACAUAUUUACAGAACUGGGCAUUCCUUACAGAGCAAUUGAAUUAGAUCUCCGGCGUGAUGGAGUGCAUCUCCAGCGUAUUCUUAUAGAAAUGACAGGCAUAAAAACAGUCCCAAAAGUGUUUAUAAAUGGAACAUGCAUUGGUGGUGGGGCAGACACGAUUUUACUCCAUUCCAAAGGUAGACUGUUGGACCUGGUAAAUCAGCAUAAUUCUAAUUCUGUCAUAGAAGGAGUCUGCAUUCUUCUUUGAUACCAUUCUUUGUUCAUCAUUGCUCGCAGAAUAAACUAGUAAAUUAAAAUUCAUCCACUUGGACUUUUGUUCAUAAACCAUGGAAACAAUGGUUUCUGAAUCUAGUUUGUAGGCCUAUCACUUAGUCUCUUACCAACUAAGACCAUAAGAUAUAGGAGCAGAAUUAGGCCAUUUGGCCAAUCAAUUCUGCAUCACCAUUUCAUCGUGGCUGAUCCAAUUUUCCUCUCAGACCCAAUCUUCUGCCUUCUCCCCAUGUCCCUUCAUGACCAAUCAAGAAUCUAUCAAUCUGUCUUAAAUGUACAAAAGGACUUGGCCUCCACAGCUGCCUGUGGCAAAGAAUUCCACAGAUUCACCAGUCUAUAGUUAAAGAAAUUCCUCCUCACCUCUGUUCUAAAAAGAUGCCUCUCUAUUCUGAGGCUGUGUCCUCUGGUCUUAGACUUUCCCUCCAUAGGAAACAUCCUCCUCUGCAUCCACUCUGUCAAGGCCUUUCACUAUUCAAUUGGUUUCAACAAGGUCACCCUCAUUCUUCUUAAUUCUUGUGAAUACAGGCCUGGAGCCAUCAAAUGCUCUUCAUAUGACAAGCCAUAAGACCAUAAAACAGAGAGCAGAAUUAAAUCAUUUGGCCUACUCCACCAUUCAAUCAUGUUUAAUCAUCCCUUCUUCCACCCCAUUUCCUGACCUUCUCCCUGUAACCUUUCAUGCCAUGUUCAAUCAAGAACCUAUCAAUCUCUGCCUUUGGUAUACCCAAAAACCGGUCCUCCACAGCUGUCUGUGCUAACAAAUUUCACAAAUUCGCCACCCUCUGCUAAAGAUAUUUCUCCCUAUCUCUGUUUUAAAUGGAUGCCCCCUUAUCCUGUGGCUGUACCCUCUUGUCCUGGACUCUCCCACUAUGGGAAACAUCCUUUCCACAUCUACUCUGUCUAGGCCUAUUAAUUACAAAAUAAAUAUACCCUAUCCACGUUAUAUGCGUCUUCAGACAAAGUAGAUCCAGUUAUGCAAGGAACCUAUUUUUCUCACCAAUACAAGUGUGUGCGCCUCACAAUCUCGCUCCCGCCAGUCUCGCAUUGAUUUUGGCAAGGUGUGGAUGUGAGAUUUUGCGCUCAGUCUUUUGUUGGUUUUACCUACGAUGCAGUGAUUUUGUGCUUGAAAUAUUUAACUAUGCCAUCUAAGCAUCUGAUGUCAUGUCCUGGGCCAUUAGCCAAGCGGCAGAGAACUGCUUUAACUCUUGAAAAAAAGUCAGAAAUUAUAAAUAGUGCGGCAUCAGGUGAAGGUUAACACAGCUCUGGGACGCUACUGCCGGGAAUGGAGUUUUAAAGUUCUUUUGUUGCUUGACAAUGCACCAGCCCAUCCUAAACAUUUGGACAGCAUUCAUCCUAACAGUGUGUUUCCUGCCACCUAACACAUCAUCGCUGAGUCAACCACUCGACCAAGGUUUUUUUUUUACGGCGAACUAUCUCUCAGAUGCUGCAAGCAACAGACGAUUUCGAAAAUCCUGGGAGUUUACCAAUGGUGAGCGAAUGGUGGAAGUCAGAACACUUGGCACAAAUGGCUUUGGACACGGACCCAAGUUUAGAACGGAGUCAGCACUUCAGUCGUUCCCUGCCAUCAACCCUACUUCCCUACAAGCAAAUUUACGCUGAAAAACAAAAUGCUGCCAAGCAAACAACCCUCAUCACUUUCUUCAAACCGGUGUCAUCUCCUGCUGCCAGCAGUUCUAAGAGUUCUGUGAGUCUUCCUUCAUUUCUUGUUGUGCUUGAUAUGAUCCUGAUGACCACAACCAUCUACCUUAUCCACGUAAAACUGACCGACACCACUGCACAAGCACUCACCUCCUGGAGCAAACACACCUGCCACUGUUGGUGAGUACUGUACACCCUAGUAUGUUAACUUUCUAUGAUUUAUUAUAUUGACUAUUACCUUGAAAUAUAAUACAAAUGUUGCCUUGUGGUACUGCUUUUGUGUCGUAUUGGUAUGAAAAUGUGAAUAAAUUACAGAUAAAACAUACUCAGGAAGCCCUCUGGAAAGCAUCCCUAUUUUCUCCAUUUAAAUAACUAUUCACAUUAUGCGUUGACUGCGAGAAACGUAUCCCCCACAUAUAACGAGGAUAGGGUGUGGUGCAAAAGAAAAUGAAUAAAAAGUUAGUGUUCAUGGGAUCAUGAACUAUUAAAAAAUCCAGUGGCAGAGGAGAAAAAUGUUUCUCCAUUGUUUAAUGUUGGUCUUCAGGCUCCUCCACCUCCUCCCUAAUGGUAGUAACAAGAAGAGGCCAUGCCCUGUAUGAUGAGAGUCUCUACUGUUGGAUGUCUCCUUCUUAAGGCAUCUAAACGUAAGUCAUGAAAUGUGUUUUACUGCAGCACUAUGGUGCAAAACAUAAAAAUUACUAUAUUGUAAAACAAAGGGCUUCUGCACAAGACCAGUAACAAGGUAGUACUGAAGGGUUCGUGGACCACUCAGAAAUCUGAUGGCAGAGGGGCAGGAGAUAUUCCUAAAACAUUGAGUGUAGAUCAUCAGGGUCUUGCACUUCUUCCCCAAUGGCAGUAAUGUCAUGUUCCAGAUGUUGAGAGUAUUUAAUGAUGGAUGCCGCCUUCUUGAGACACUGUCUCUGGAAGAUGCCCUUGACGGAAGGGAGAGUUGUGCCUGUGAUGGAAAUGGGUAAAUCCUCUGCAACCUCUUGCGAUAUUGUCUAUCAGAGGCUCCAUACUAAGGUGUAAUACAACUACACUCAGACCCUGCUUAGCGCUGAGAAUGUGUUCCUCUGAGGUGGAGCGCUAUGUAAAUCAAUGCUAUGCAGGGUCAUUAUAACAUUACAUAAAAAGAUAUGUUUAUGAUUUUCAAAUAAAAUCAAACCUGACCAGGCUAUGGGCCCUCCUCUUAACUUUGGCUUCUUCUUCAAGUAGGCAUUGAGAUUUGGCUGCCUGUUCUCAAGUUUCCUCUUAUGAAGCAGGAAAUCAUGUUGAGAACGCCUUUCUUUGCCUUGUGGCUCUGCUCCUGGUCAGGGUCAUUACUUUUGUGAUCUUGGUGAUGCUAGUACUGAGUGCUGAGGAAUUUUGUGGUGAGGUUUCUUGCUUCCUCAUUCAUGUCCUCAGAUUCACACAGGAGUGUUGCUCUACCAAUACUCCAAGCUCUUCGUUAUUAAGGCUCUCACCAUGAGAACACAGUUUCACAUCCAUGCUUAUGCUUUUCCUAGACAUCUUAGACAUACUACCCUCAUUGGAUGUUGUAGACCAUUUUCCAGAGAUUAUGGAUGGGAAAAAAUGGAAUAAUUUGGCAAGGAAGCAAGAAUGUUUACACAUGCAGGAAAGGCAGAGUAUGAACAAAUGUAAUUGGCUGUGUGCGGCCCACAGCCAUUCAAUUCUGGAAUCAUCUUCGUGAAUCCCCUUUAAACACUCUGCAGUUUCAGAACAUCCUUUCUAAGUUAAGCAGCACAAAACUGCUCACGAGGCUCACCAGUGCUUUAUAAAGUGUCAGGAGCUUUAUAAAGAGAUUUAUCCAUCAAAAUGACCUGUUUUAUGAACGUCUCAAUUUAGUGCUGCUGCAAAACAA